AUGGAACAUGUGAUGGAGAAACUGGAUAAGGCGAAAAAGAAGAAAAACACAUUAAUUCGUAAGAGCAAAGUAGAAUUUCUCAACAGAGCAACAUCUAAACGAGAUGAGCAGAUCAAUAAGGGAUCACGUCAUAACAUGUUAAUAUUGUGGGAAUUUUUCAAAGCUUGUAAAAGGGACAACUCACAUGCUUACAAGUUUCUCAAAGGGAGGCAUAAGAAACUACACAAGACAGUUCAACAAAAGAUACUCAAAAGCGCAUCAAAAGUAUGCACAACUUGGAAGAAAAUCUGCAAAGAUCCGGCGAUGUGGAAGGUCAUCGAUAUGCGAAAACAGGUUUAUCGUUGGAGUAUGAAUUUCCAUAUUGAGACUUUGAUUACGAAGUUAGUUGAUCUCAGCUGUGGGGAAUUGAUUGAUUUCAGUGUCGAGGGUGGUUUUGAAAUCAUCCCUAUCCUUGAUUAUGCUGUGCAACGAUCAAGCAAGAUGAAACGUCUUUACAUUCAGAACUACGAUUAUGAUCUCGUAAGCGGAGGGUUCAUUUGGGCAAUCAAAAAGCUACCACAACUAGAGGAAUUUCAUCUUUCUUGCACGUAUCCCUCUGCAAUGUUAUGA
Messenger RNA from Lactuca saligna, 609 nucleotides. The record is from the annotation of a GenBank genome assembly. Lineage: Eukaryota; Viridiplantae; Streptophyta; Magnoliopsida; Asterales; Asteraceae.